Molecule: messenger RNA, 1155 nt
Organism: Anguilla anguilla (European eel)
Lineage: Eukaryota; Metazoa; Chordata; Actinopteri; Anguilliformes; Anguillidae
Product: E3 ubiquitin/ISG15 ligase TRIM25-like
Exons: 2
Coding region: 209-973 (254 amino acids)
Molecular function (GO): zinc ion binding
Source: RefSeq, a predicted model, not a curated record
CACACAACCAGGAUGUCACUCCCCCUCUCUCUGUCACAGUUUCUGAGGAACGAAACUUAACUCUGUUAGUGUGAGCAGUACAAUAGCAGAGGCCAGUAUCUAUGUGGAACUGCUCAGAACCAGGAAGUAUCUCCUGCUCUUUCUCACACGGAUUCAGAUAAACUACACUACAUUCUGAACUAAAACUGAUGUCCAUUUGAGAUGUAAAAUGGCACAGGCUGCAGGCAAUCUGGACCAGGACCAUUUGAGCUGUGCGUUCUGUCUGGAUCUACUGAAGAAUCCAGUGACUAUUCCCUGUGGGCACAGUUACUGUAUGGGCUGUAUUAAGGGCUACUGGGAUCAGGAUGAUAAUGCUGGUGUCUACUGCUGUCCUCAGUGCAGAGAAAUCUUCACCCCAAGGCCUGUUUUAAGAAAAAACACCAUGCUGGCUGAAGUGAUGGAGAAACUGAAGAAGACAGGACUCCAAGUUGCUCCUCCUGCUCACUGUUACACUAAACCAGGAUAUGUGACAUGUGAUGUCUGCACUGGGAGAAAGCGCAAAGCCAUCAAGUCCUGUCUGAUGUGUCUGACCUCAUACUGUGAAACUCACCUCCAGCCUCACUAUAAAUUUCCUUCCUUUAAGAAGCAUAAACUGGUCAAAGCCACUGGAAACCUGCAGGAGAAGAACUGUACUCGUGAUGACAAACUGCUAUUGGUUUACUGCUGUACCGAUCAGCAGUGUAUCUGUUAUCUGUGUGUGAUGGAUGAACACAGCGGCCAUGCUACAGUCUCAACUGCAGCAAAAACAACAGUGAAACAGCGCUCUGCACAGGCAGCAGUGGAGCACUCACCGACUAGCGCCCCUGUGAUCCUGUUUUUGUGGAACUGUGGACCAAAUCACAGAAAUGGAUAUCGCAGAUUUUGCACGGGCUCAACUAUUACUAUCUGUGUAUUUCUUUUUUCUUUUCUUCUCUUUUUUUGUUUCCUCAAAUAGUUUCCAACACACUUUCUGCGUGCCCUUAAAACUUAUUAAAAAGCGUAUGUGCUGGGAACAUUGCACCAGGGUGGCAGUGUAGUAUAAUGGGUCAGGAACUGGUCUUAUAAUGUAAAACUCACAGGUUCGAUUCCCGGGUAGGACACUGCUGUUGUCCCUUGAGCAAGGUACUUAAACUGCAU